Messenger RNA from Adineta steineri, 900 nucleotides. The record is from the annotation of a GenBank genome assembly. NCBI's taxonomy places the organism in Eukaryota, Metazoa, Rotifera, Eurotatoria, Adinetida, Adinetidae.
AUGCCGUUUUCUCAACGUUAUCUGGAUCGAAAGAUUGAUACUAAAGCACGCGCAGCUAAUAUGGGCGGUGAAAUGUCACUUGUAUUGCCACAUCUCUAUCUGGGAGCAUUGAAAGAUCGAACAAAUAGUACAUUGAUGACAAAAAAUCAAAUAAAACGUGUUUUAUGUAUUAUUGAUGUACCAGAUAUAAUCGUCGAUAAAGAAUAUAAACCUACACAUUUAUUAAAUAUUCAAGCGGCUGAUGCACAAGAACAAGAUUUGGCACAAUAUUUUGAAAAAUGUAUUGAAUUUAUUCAUCAAGCAAGAACUGAACAUGAAAAUAUUCUUGUUCACUGUUACGCAGGCAUAUCGAGAAGUGCAACAGUUGUGUUAGCAUAUUUAAUGACUAUUGGUGAUUAUGAUGUAGACAAAGCUAUUCAAAUUGUUAAAGGUGCUAGAGGUUUUAUUCAUCCAAAUCCUGGAUUUUUAUCACAAUUGAAAAGAUAUCAAAGCAAUGAUGUUAAAAAAAAUUGGUAUCGUUUAACUCGACGUUAUCAGUCGUAUUCAUUUGAUAAUGGUGAUGUGCAUUUUGUCAAAAGUUCAUUAGAUAUUUAUUGGCAACAAUUUGAACCUGCUUUUAUUGCUGAACCAGUUUAUUGGUCAACACGCAAAGAAAACUCGAAAGAAAAUUCGGCAGUCCCCUACGAACGGAAGAUGAUCUGCACAUUCGCUGAACAAAUAAUCGAUAAUAAUCAAGAACAAAAAUUAAAACGAAUUAUACCUACUAAUGAGGAAAAACUAUUAACAUCUAACAUCGUUGAUCAACAAACAGAAAAAGCACUUAUCAUACCUUCAACAACAAAACGUUAUCAAAGUUCUAAGGUCAAAACUAAUAGUUCGAGGACAAUGGGAACGAAAUAA